Molecule: messenger RNA, 3002 nt
Organism: Pecten maximus
Lineage: Eukaryota; Metazoa; Mollusca; Bivalvia; Pectinida; Pectinidae
Product: polycomb group RING finger protein 3-like
Exons: 12
Coding region: 166-1236 (356 amino acids)
Biological process (GO): regulation of transcription by RNA polymerase II
Cellular component (GO): PRC1 complex
Source: RefSeq, a predicted model, not a curated record
GAUAAUUACCGGUAGAUGAACAACGAACAGAGUAUAUUUUAUCCUCUACAUAAUAGGCCUACCGUUCAUUUGAACAUCUUUAAUUUCAAAUAAUUUGAUUAUACAUGUAAUCUUACAAGUAGCUGGUCCAUGAUGUAUAAUUGACAAAUUACAUCGCCUGAAAGAAUGGAAGUGGACAAUCCUCCAGAUGAUUCCUCCUUACAUGAUUUGCCGAACACAGUCCCUACUGAUGCUACAGAGGAUCUAGACACUCAGUCUGAAUCGUGUAGCAACAGUAAAGAUAUCACAGCUGAUUCCAAUGACUUUCUCAUUCCCAAAGCAAAGACUGAGGAACAAUCCACAAGUGACACCAGUUUACCAUUACAAGAUGAUAAUCCUGUGUCCACAGUUUCAAACUCACAGGAGCCAUUACCAGUGGCAAAAGUCGCUUCUUUGCGGGACCAGCUCUCACUAUUACCUGAAAGUCCUAGCCGACGUAAAGAACCAAUAAAUGUCCGAAUCCGUGAUAUAAAUCCUUACAUUACCUGUGGUCUGUGUGGCGGGUACCUGUACGAAGCAUCAACUAUAACAGAAUGCAUGCAUUCGUUUUGUAAGACUUGUAUCGUACGCCAUACAGAGAGACACUUGAACUGCCCAACAUGUGAUGCUGCAAUACACCCCACAGAUCCUUUUGUCCAUAUAAGAAAUGACAGCACAAUUCAAGAUAUUGUGUAUAGACUAUUGCCCGAUAUUGCUGAAGAGGAACAGCGAAGAGAAAAAUUGUUCUACGAGGAGCAUGAAAGAGUAACAGGAGUGCAAAUUACACCCAAACUAACCUUGCCCCCACCCCCUCCACGGACGCCGCCCCCAAAUUCCAUUCCACCAAUGCCAGUAAAACCACCAGCAAGGAAGUCAGAAUCUCAGAAACAGCGAAACCUAGGGAACUUCAAGUCACAUUGUGUGUCGCUGUUCCUCGAAUACAUUGGGGAUUUAGAUGAGUUUGGUGACCAGCUUACUUUAGCAAAAAAUUUUCUUCGUGUGACGGGCAAAGCAACCAUAGGAAAUCUGAUUAGCUUUAUAAGGAAGAAACUUUAUCUGACAACCCACUGCAAUGUUGACAUUUUCUUAACCCAUGAUUCAGACACAACAUUGAUGACAACAGAUAACAAACUACAAAAUAUCAGAGAGGAAUUUUACCAGGGACAGGACUGCAUUGUAGAGCUACAGUACAGAGUGAGCACCAACCUGGAUGAUUAGGACAGUAAGAAGGCGGAAAUAUCUUAAAAGACUUGAAGGUUCUUUUCUCUCUAUAUUGUUUUGUUGUAAAAGGGAGAUCUUGUCCAUUAUAUUGUACACUUACACUGCCUUCCCCAAAAAAGUCCCUUUCACAUUGUCUGACAUAUGUCGGCAGGAUCAUUUUCAAACCCGGACUCUGGAGUUGCUGCUCUUCUUUCAUACCUUGAUUUGUCUGACAUAUUGUUUAUAAAAAAAGAAGCUGUUGCAUAUUUUAUACUUGAAGUUGAUUGAUUUGUCAUCCAUCCUCCCUGAAGUUACAGGGAAGUUAAAGGGAGGGAACUAUUUUCAAAAUUCUUCAGAAAUGUUAGGUUUUGGGAAAGCAGUGUGCAUUGCAUUGUAAGCAUUUUUUUUCCAUACACAAGCAUGACCUUGUCUUCGUAGACACAUUUAAAAAAUUAUAGAAUAAACCAGCUGUCAUUAUUUAAUCUAUAGAAGAUGAGUGUUAACAGAAUCAGCUAUCUUGAAAAGAUAAAUUAAUUAGUCAUGUAACAUAUAAGUUCUUCAAUACAGUAUAUAAUGUUAUACAAUAAAUUUUAUUUAGAGUCCUUUAAAUAUAAAAAAAAUUAAAGACUGACAAAAAACAAACAUUAAUAUAAGAUGAUUGAGUAAGUUUCUACCAACCUGCUAUUUGUCUAAGUAACAAUAAUUGGCACGGAAAAAUAUUAGAACAGAUACAGUAUAGGUUUCAGAAUGUAAAGUACACAAACUAUCACAGAGUAAUGACGGUUCAUAUGGUAGGUGACUGGAUACCAUCCCAUCCCAACAAGAUCACAUGCCACUUUAUAUUACGACAAUAACUAGACAGGCCCCUAGAAUUGCUUAGCCAAAUUUUUACACUUAUAGCUAUAUCUUAUCCACCCCCACCAUUGGUAACCGAGUUCAAAACUUAUCGUAGAGAAUUAAAGCUUGAUUUUAUUUAUAAUUUUUUUUCAUAUUAUAGAGACUAGGGCAAUGCUAGACAAUGACCAGAAAUUAAGAUGUUGAAAAAAUAAACUGGUAAACAUACUAGAAUGAUUCAAUCUGAUUAAAUUCUGUAGUUACAUGGCUACGUUUACUAUGUACUACACCUGACAUAGUAUGUAGUAAACAAGGCGAUGUAACAGCUGAUUUUAAUCAGAUUGAGAUUGAUUAAAAUAUUUUGUAUGUUUGUAAAAUUGAUAUGUAGAACCACUCAAUACAAAGCAUUAUGUUAGCACAUAUUUUCAGAGCUGUUCAAGAUGCUGUACAUUAUAAUAGUAAGUAGUGUAAAAAGAAAAUAAGUUAUGUUUCUAAAUGCAUUUUAUUAUGCCUUAAAACUUAUAAUUACUAGAGAUAGCCUGGUAUUCAAUAUUGUUGUUCAGAUUCUUACUUUGUCAGCCACUGACAUGGACACAGGGAAAUAUGUAAAAGGUAGAGAAAAUGUUUUCCUAAAAUGUUGAAUGGGUGCCUUGAUGUAUUGGUAAUUGUUGUUGACAGUUUGAUGUUAUUGAGUAAGUUUUACCUGACAUUGUGUUCACAUAUAUUUACAUUUGUCUGGCAUUGUCACUAUAUAGUCUGUUUGAGAGCUCUGGCAUUGAUGUACGUUUAAAUGCCAUCCAUCACGCGCUACACUUAUCAGCGUAUUAAUACAACAAAAACCGGAACUACAAUAUCCAGGAUGAUUGAAGUUUAAAGACUAAUUAUUUUGUCUACAUUAUUUGUUAUAAAAAAUAUGCCAUUUGUGCAUUACGUUGAUAAUAAAAUGAUUA